Messenger RNA from Python bivittatus (Burmese python), 2057 nucleotides. The record is from RefSeq and is a predicted model, not a curated record. NCBI's taxonomy places the organism in Eukaryota, Metazoa, Chordata, Lepidosauria, Squamata, Pythonidae.
GGCUGGGUUAGUACAUGAAAGGGCUGGGUUAAUACAUCAGAGGGCUGGGUUAAGCAUAUAUACGUCACACUACCUAAUACAAGCCCAUAACCAUAUAUGAUAAUACAUGAAACACAAGGGAUCAUGUGCUUCGAUUGAGCACGUGACAAGCUGCGGGGGCUUGCCUCCUGAAAUUUGAGGCUUUUCCCCAUGUUGUUGCUGGUACUUUCCAUGCUAGCUUCCUUGUUAGUGUACGACUGAUUUUACUAGUCUGCAUUAACAGAAAUGCCUAGCAUGUGAUGGGGUGUUAUAAUGCAACAUAUAACUAGAAAUGAUACACUCAUAAUUGCAGAGUUACAACCCAUACAAAUAUAAGAGAGAAAAGAGUUAAAAGAAACAUUUGUUUUUCUGUGACCAGGUGAAGUCAAGCCACUGGUGUCUUCAAAGAUUCCUGUUGAAGGGAAGAACAUAUCUUUUGUGAACGAUCUUACAAUGACUCGGGAUGGAAGGAAAAUCUAUUUUACAGAUUCUAGUAGUAAAUGGCAGAGAAAAGAUUAUUGCUUAUUAAUCAUGGAGGCGUCAGAUGAUGGACGCUUACUUGAAUAUGACACGGUGACAAAGGAAGUCAGAGUCUUAAUGGGAGGACUCAGAUUUCCAAAUGGAGUCCAGAUCUCUCCUGCUGAAGACUUUGUGUUGGUGGCUGAAACAACUAUGGCAAGAAUACGAAGGUAUUACGUAUCUGGACUAAUGAAAGGUGGAGAGGACAUGUUUGUUGAAAAUAUGCCAGGUUUUCCAGACAACAUCCGUUUAAGCAGCUCUGGAGGUUAUUGGGUAGCUAUGUCAGCUAUUAGAACCAAUCCUGGAUUUUCUAUGUUGGAUUUCUUAUCUGAAAAACCAUGGAUUAAAAGAAUCAUAUUUAAGCUGCUCAGUCCAGAAACUGUGAUAAAAUUUGUGCCCAAGUACAGCCUUGUUGUAGAAUUAAGUGAUACUGGAUCCUACAGAAGAAGCUUCCAUGAUCCAAAUGGAAUGGUGGCAACAUACAUAAGCGAAGCACAUGAAUAUAAUGGACAUCUCUAUUUGGGGUCUUUCCGAUCCCCUUUUAUUUGUAGAUUGGACCUUAAGGAUGUCUAAUUCUGAGUUGAAAGCAGUACAGCUGUUGCCUUGAAUUACUCUAGAAUGACAAAGGAUGAGUCACACAUUUUGGACAAGAAAGAAGAAUGGAAGCACAGUCAGUCAUGAGCACUGUAACACUGUUUAACUAGCAGGAUGCAGAAUUAGUCCUCUUCUUACUUAGGCAUGCCGUACCAUAAAACCUGUGAAUUACCUUGUUUAAAUUCCCUUUCAAAAUGGUGGGCUGUGUAGAAGUUUUUGGUGCACUGUACCCUCUCUAUAGCACCUUUAUUACCUUUCCAUAAGGUAAAUAAAAUACAGAAUUACCUCAUGAAACAAUAUUUGUUGCAUUUAAUAUUUUUAGAAAUGAUAUUCAAAUUCAUUAUAUGUAUGUGGUCAGCUUUUCAAAGUUCAAAAUUUUGUCCUGUAAAUACAUCAUUGCUCUGAGGUUGCUAAUCUUAAAUGAUACAGUGCAGUGAAUUUAUUUCCAAUUUGGAUCUCUCUUUAUAAGCAUGUUUUAAUGCAUGCAUAUUAUAAUGGCAAUGCAUUUAUAGUUGUAUUAAUAAACUGAACAUGACUGCAGCUAUAAUUCCAUUUCCAGUCAAUGCUAUUUUCUGCAUGAAUAAUUUUAAAGACGUGGAAUUACUUCUAUGGGAUUCUUUAAAUCUGAGGCUAAUGUAACUAACUUAGGAAAAGCUGGUUCCACUGUCCUAUUAUGCCUCUACUUAAUCAUUGACACAAGUCCUUCAGGCAUAGGAAUGUUUUAAUAUGGUGGAGGGGCUGUAUUAAAAAAGUCAGGAUGGCGGCCAUAACCAUACAAUUAAAGCUCUACUGCUUUAUGUGCAUUGCGAUGCAUAUUAAAAAUUGAUGAGGCUUUGGUCACAUGGAUGUGGUGGUUUUUUUUUUUUUUACCUGCCCCCUGCAGUAACCUAUUUAAUAUCCUUAGCUUUUAAAUGAGGGGUGGCCUU